AUGUAUAUACAUAAAUUAAGAUCUGAAAGUAGUAAAACUGAUGAAAGUGAAGUCAAAAGGAGAAAGAAAGGAAAGGAGAAGUUAUACAAGGAAGAUGAAAGUUUACCUGAGCAUCACGACAGGAGGCGAACGUCGCGAAGACUUAUAGAUUUAUUUAAGGAUUCUCCAAUUAAUAAGGAAUCUCUUGUUAAUCUUGUUAAAUUGGGAAGAAGAAUAGAUAGAAGGCAAAGGAGAAAGGAGAAAGAAAUGAGAAGGGAAGAGGAUAAUCAUAAAGAUGAAAUAAGAAAGGCAGAAGAGGAAGAGGAAGAAACGUCUUUACGGAAGAAAAGCCGUAAAAAACAACAAUCAAAAAAAGCGGAUAUAAAGAAAGAUGCCGAAAAGAAGGAGGAUGAUGAAGAGGAAGGGACUCCUUUGAGAAGGAGAAGUCGUAGAAAACACAUUUCUGGAGGAGAGGGUCAUUUGGUUGAUGAUAAGAAGGAUGACGAUAAUAAUAAUAAUAAGAAUAUGGCAUUGAGCCUAGAUCAAGAACAUAAACAAGAAGAAUACAAGAAUGGUAUUCGUACUGCAAGAAGUCCAUUAAGAAGACAAUUAUCUAAAGAAAGGUGAUAUUUGUCAUACAUUUUUAAUAAUCACAAUUUAGAAGACGCUACAGAAGUCAGC
Meloidogyne enterolobii is the source of this 660-nucleotide messenger RNA. The record is from the annotation of a GenBank genome assembly. NCBI's taxonomy places the organism in Eukaryota, Metazoa, Nematoda, Chromadorea, Rhabditida, Meloidogynidae.